This is a messenger RNA of Rangifer tarandus platyrhynchus (Svalbard reindeer), 1974 nucleotides long. NCBI's taxonomy places the organism in Eukaryota, Metazoa, Chordata, Mammalia, Artiodactyla, Cervidae. The record is from the annotation of a GenBank genome assembly.
AUGUUUUUGGACCCAAGCUUAACUUUUCAAAUGUGGAAUGCUAGGCCUUCAUUGGUAAGUUUACCUCCAAUGGCCGACCAGAGAAUGGACAUUUCUUCAACAAUCAGUGACUUCAUGUCCCCAGGUGCCACCGACCUCCUCUCCAGCCCUCUGGGCACCGGUGGCGUGGAUUGCAACCGGAAACGCAAGGGCAGCUCCACAGACUACCAUUAUAUUCUCUUUUGUUUUCUCAGAGAAAGCAUGGACACAGACAAAGAUGACCCUCACGGAAGGUUAGAAUACACAGAGCACCAAGGAAGAAUCAAAAAUGCAAGGGAAGCUCACAGUCAGAUUGAAAAGAGGCGUCGGGAUAAAAUGAACAGUUUUAUUGAUGAACUGGCUUCUUUGGUACCAACGUGCAACGCAAUGUCUAGGAAAUUAGAUAAACUUACUGUGCUGAGGAUGGCUGUUCAGCACAUGAAAACAUUACGAGGUGCCACCAAUCCAUACACAGAAGCAAACUACAAGCCGACUUUUCUGUCAGAUGAUGAAUUGAAACACCUUAUUCUCAGGGCAGCAGAUGGAUUUUUGUUUGUCGUAGGAUGUGACCGAGGGAAGAUCCUCUUUGUGUCAGAGUCUGUCUUCAAGAUCCUCAACUACAGCCAGAAUGAUCUGAUUGGUCAGAGUCUGUUUGACUACCUGCACCCUAAAGAUAUCGCCAAAGUCAAGGAACAGCUCUCCUCUUCCGACACCGCGCCCCGGGAGCGGCUCAUAGACGCAAAAACUGGACUUCCAGUUAAAACAGAUAUAACCCCUGGGCCAUCUCGAUUAUGUUCUGGAGCACGGCGUUCUUUCUUCUGUAGGAUGAAGUGUAACAGGCCUUCAGUAAAAGUGGAAGACAAGGAUUUCCCCUCCACCUGCUCCAAGAAAAAAGCAGAUCGAAAAAGCUUCUGCACAAUCCACAGCACAGGCUAUCUGAAAAGCUGGCCGCCCACAAAGAUGGGGCUGGAUGAAGACAACGAGCCAGACAACGAGGGGUGUAAUCUCAGCUGCCUUGUCGCCAUCGGACGGCUGCACUCUCACAUGCUUCCACAGCCGGCAAACGGGGAAAUCAGGGUGAAAUCAAUGGAGUAUGUCUCCCGGCACGCGAUAGAUGGGAAGUUUGUUUUUGUAGACCAGAGGGCAACAGCUAUUUUGGCAUAUUUACCACAAGAACUUCUAGGCACGUCGUGUUAUGAGUAUUUCCAUCAAGACGACAUAGGACAUCUCGCAGAAUGUCAUAGGCAGGUUUUACAGACAAGAGAAAAAAUUACCACUAAUUGCUACAAGUUUAAAAUCAAAGAUGGUUCUUUCAUCACACUACGGAGUCGGUGGUUCAGUUUCAUGAACCCUUGGACCAAGGAAGUAGAGUACAUUGUCUCCACCAACACCGUUGUUUUAGCCAACGUCCUGGAAGGCGGGGACCCCAGCUUCCCGCAGCUCACAGCGUCCCCCCACAGCAUGGACAGCAUGCUGCCCUCUGGAGAAGGUGGCCCGAAGAGGACCCACCCCACUGUUCCAGGGAUUCCAGGGGGAACCAGGGCUGGGGCAGGAAAAAUAGGUCGCAUGAUUGCUGAGGAAAUCAUGGAAAUCCACAGGAUAAGAGGGUCAUCGCCUUCCAGCUGUGGCUCCAGCCCAUUGAACAUCACAAGUACACCUCCCCCUGAUGCCUCUUCUCCAGGAGGCAAGAAGAUUUUAAAUGGAGGGACUCCAGACAUUCCUUCCAGUGGCCUACUACCAGGGCAGGCUCAGGAGAAUCCAGGCUAUCCAUAUUCUGAUAGUUCUUCUAUUCUUGGUGAAAACCCUCACAUAGGCAUAGACAUGAUAGACAACGAUCAAGGCUCAAGUAGUCCCAGUAAUGAUGAAGCAGCAAUGGCUGUCAUAAUGAGCCUCUUGGAAGCAGAUGCUGGGCUUGGUGGGCCUGUUGACUUUAGCGACUUGCCAUGGCCGCUGUAA